Myotis daubentonii (Daubenton's bat) is the source of this 5423-nucleotide messenger RNA. RefSeq names its product ubiquitination factor E4B (gene UBE4B). The record is from RefSeq and is a predicted model, not a curated record. Gene Ontology annotation, molecular function: ubiquitin-ubiquitin ligase activity. Gene Ontology annotation, cellular component: ubiquitin ligase complex; cytoplasm; nucleus. NCBI's taxonomy places the organism in Eukaryota, Metazoa, Chordata, Mammalia, Chiroptera, Vespertilionidae. Gene Ontology annotation, biological process: ERAD pathway; ubiquitin-dependent protein catabolic process; protein polyubiquitination.
GGGUGGAGGGGUAGGGGGAUUUCCUCUUUCAGCCGGAGCCUCGCGCGUCCCGGCCUCCUCCCCCGGCCCGGCCCCGGCGUGGAGGCGGGGCGUGGCCGGCCUGCUCGGGGCGGGGAGGGGCUUCCUCGUCACCGCUGGCUCUGCCGGGGCGGCUCUGGGGUCGCCCACCCUCGGGGUGUCCACUCUGCAGUCGCCCAGUUUCCCACCGAGGAUCAAGGGGGGGAAGGGCAGCCGGAUCCGGAGGAGGCCCCGCGGCCACGCUGCCACCGCCACGAAGACACGCCGGGCUCGGGGCACGCGGCGAGCUGGAGACCGAGCUCCCCGGCAGGGGCCACCCGGGCGGCAGCGGGUAGUCCGUGGCGCCUCCCGGUAACCCGGUGGCCGCAGCAGUGGCGGCCCGAGCAGGCUGCGCGGUGUUCCAGCCGCUGGAGGAGGCUCCGGGGCGAUCGGGGUGACCGGCGCCCAGGCGGUCCAGUGCCUCGUGUGUUCUUAUUUGUUCACCUCUGACUAUGCAAUUCUGAAGCCUCCCCCAUUCGGGGGACCCGGCAGCCCGACCGACACCUUCCACCCGCCUUGCGCCCUGGUCUCACAGCACAGAAGGAUCGCUCCCUAACGCCUUUCACCAUUAAGAGGAAAGCGAUGGAGGAGCUGAGCGCUGAUGAGAUGGCUGGCUGGGGUUUAGGGUGUGGUCAAGGUUUUAGAAGAGUGAUCCGGCGGAGGCGCCUGGCUCGACUUGCUGGUGGACAGACCUCCCAGCCUACCACCCCGCUCACCUCUCCCCAGAGGGAGAACCCUCCGGGGCCCCCUAUAGCGGCAUCAGCCCCCGGCCCCUCCCAGAGUCUUGGUCUCAAUGUCCACAACAUGACCCCAGCUACCUCCCCAAUAGGUGCAUCAGGAGUAGCCCAUCGAAGCCAGAGCAGUGAAGGAGUCAGUUCUCUCAGCAGCUCGCCCUCCAAUAGCCUUGAAACACAAUCGCAGUCUCUCUCACGUUCCCAGAGCAUGGAUAUAGAUGGUGUCUCUUGUGAGAAAAGCAUGUCCCAGGUGGAUGUGGAUUCAGGAAUUGAAAAUAUGGAAGUUGAUGAAAAUGAUCGAAGAGAAAAAAGGAGCCUCAGCGAUAAGGAGCCGGCGUCGGGUUCUGAAGUAUCUGAAGAGCAGGCCUUGCAGCUGGUCUGUAAGAUCUUUCGUGUCUCCUGGAAGGACCGGGACAGAGAUGUCAUCUUUCUUUCUUCUCUUUCUGCACAAUUUAAGCAGAACCCAAAAGAAGUGUUCUCUGAUUUUAAGGACUUGAUUGGCCAGAUUUUAAUGGAAGUGCUAAUGAUGUCCACUCAGACUAGAGAUGAAAACCCGUUCGCCAGUCUGACAGCCACGUCACAGCCAAUUGCCGCGGCAGCUCGGUCACCCGACAGAAAUCUCACGCUAAAUACUGGCUCGGUCCCCGGAACGAGUCCCAUGUUCUGCGGUGUGGGUUCCUUCGGCGCCAGCUCUUUGUCUAGCCUCUAUGAAACUAGCCCCGCUCCCAGCGUGAGCUUCUGGAGCUCUGUGCCGGCGAUGAGCUUGCCCUUUGCCUCCCCCUCCGGGGCAGCCGGCCACGCGGCUGUGCCUUCCAUUUCCCUCAGUGCUCAUGGCUCGGCCCCCGGGACUGCGGGAAGCCAGCCGCCAUCGCCAUCGCUGCGUUAUCGCCCCUACACUGUUACCCACCCCGGGGGGCCUUCCGCCUCUCCUACCCCGAGGUCCCCAGGCCUCUCCCUUCCAGCUAGCUCACCGAGCCUCCCCGCCCUCGCUAGUAGCCCUCAAGCCGUGCCGGCCAGCUCUUCCCGACAGAGGGCCGCCAGCACGGGGCCAGCCUUCCUGCCGGCCUCACCCAGUGCCCUGAGCAGACGCCCCCCCUCCCUCAGGACUUCUCCUAGUAUGUACGACAGUCCUUUCUCCUUCCUCUUCCUCGCGCUUUCUGGGGACAGUAGUGAUGAUGAUGAAGAAGAAGAAGAUGAUGGUGAUGAUGAAGGUGUUGGUGGUGGUGAUGAGUUUUCUUGUGUCCAGUUUGGGUCCAGUUUUGGAGCCUGUGGUGGGGCAAGUUCUUGGGAUUCCUACAGUGACCAUUUCGCCAUUGAGACCUGCAAGGAGACAGAUAUGCUGAACUACCUCAUCGAGUGUUUUGACCGAGUUGGAAUAGAGGAAAAAAAAGCACCAAAGAUGUGCAGCCAGCCAGCGGUCAGCCAGCUUCUGAGCAACAUCCGCUCACAGUGCAUAUCCCACACUGCGUUAGUACUGCAAGGCUCCCUCACCCAGCCCAGGUCCAUGCAGCAGCCAUCCCUCCUGGUGCCGUACAUGCUGUGUAGGAACCUCCCAUACGGCUUCAUUCAAGAGCUGGUGAGAACCACUCACCAGGAUGAAGAAGUGUUCAAGCAGAUCUUUCUCCCCAUUUUGCAAGGCCUGGCGCUUGCUGCCAAAGAGUGCUCCCUUGAGAGUGACUACUUUAAAUACCCCCUCAUGGCUUUGGGUGAGCUCUGUGAAACCAAGUUUGGGAAGACACACCCCGUGUGCAAUUUGGUCGCUUCCUUGCCGUUGUGGUUGCCUAAGUCCCUCAGCCCUGGGUCUGGGCGGGAGCUGCAGAGACUCUCCUACUUGGGGUCUUUUUUUAGCUUCUCAGUCUUUGCAGAAGAUGAUGCUAAAGUGGUUGAAAAAUAUUUCUCAGGGCCUGCUAUUACCCUGGAAAAUACUCGCGUGGUUAGCCAAUCAUUGCAGCAUUACUUGGAGCUGGGAAGGCAAGAGCUUUUCAAGAUUCUGCAUAGUAUUCUGUUAAACGGUGAAACCCGGGAGGCUGCCCUUGGUUACAUGGCGGCUGUCGUCAAUGCCAAUAUGAAAAAAGCACAGAUGCAGACAGAUGACAGAUUGGUUUCUACAGAUGGAUUUAUGCUGAAUUUUCUCUGGGUGCUGCAGCAGCUAAGUACAAAGAUCAAGUUAGAGACGGUUGACCCCACGUAUAUAUUCCACCCGAGGUGUCGGAUCACUCUGCCCACCGAUGAGACCAGAGUGAACGCCACGAUGGAGGAUGUGAAGGACUGGCUGGCAGAACUCUAUGGAGAUCAGCCUCCCUUUUCUGAGCCGAAAUUCCCUACGGAAUGCUUCUUUCUUACGCUGCACGCCCACCACCUCUCUAUCCUGCCAAGUUGCCGUCGCUAUAUCCGCAGACUCCGGGCCAUCCGGGAGCUCAAUAGAACUGUAGAAGAUCUGAAAAAUAACGAAAGCCAAUGGAAAGAUUCCCCCUUGGCAACUAGACACCGUGAAAUGCUGAAGCGCUGCAAAACUCAGCUUAAGAAACUGGUACGAUGCAAGGCCUGCGCUGACGCUGGUUUACUUGACGAGAGCUUCCUGCGAAGAUGUCUGAAUUUUUAUGGCCUUCUCAUUCAGCUGCUGCUCCGCAUCCUGGACCCUGCCUACCCCGAUGUAACACUGCCUUUAAGUUCAGACGUCCCCAAGGCGUUUGCAGCAUUGCCUGAGUUUUAUGUAGAAGAUAUUGCUGAAUUUUUAUUUUUUAUUGUACAAUACUCGCCUCAGGUGCUGUACGAGCCCUGCACUCAGGAUAUUGUGAUGUUCCUCGUUGUGAUGUUGUGCAACCAGAACUACAUCCGCAACCCGUACCUGGUGGCCAAGCUGGUAGAAGUCAUGUUUAUGACCAACCCUGCUGUUCAGCCACGAACGCAGAAGUUCUUUGAAAUGAUUGAGAACCAUCCUCUCUCCACCAAACUGUUGGUCCCUUCCCUGAUGAAGUUUUAUACAGAUGUCGAGCAUACCGGAGCGACCAGCGAGUUCUAUGACAAGUUCACCAUUCGCUACCACAUUAGCACCAUCUUUAAAAGCCUUUGGCAGAACAUAGCUCACCACGGCACCUUCAUGGAGGAGUUCAACUCUGGGAAGCAGUUUGUUCGCUAUAUAAACAUGCUGAUCAAUGACACGACGUUUUUGCUCGAUGAAAGUCUGGAGUCCCUGAAGCGGAUCCACGAGGUGCAAGAGGAGAUGAAGAACAAAGAGCAGUGGGAGCAGCUGCCCCGGGACCAGCAGCAGGCCCGGCAGUCCCAGCUGGCUCAGGACGAGCGGGUGUCACGCUCCUAUCUUGCCCUGGCAACGGAAACCGUGGACAUGUUCCACAUCCUCACGAAGCAGGUCCAGAAGCCCUUCCUCAGGCCAGAACUUGGACCCCGAUUGGCUGCAAUGCUGAACUUUAAUCUUCAGCAACUCUGUGGUCCCAAGUGCCGUGACCUGAAAGUCGAAAACCCUGAGAAAUACGGCUUUGAACCAAAGAAGCUGUUGGACCAACUGACAGAUAUUUACUUGCAGCUGGACUGUGCGCGGUUCGCUAAAGCCAUCGCGGACGACCAGAGAUCCUACAGCAAAGAGUUGUUUGAAGAAGUUAUUUCGAAGAUGCGGAAGGCGGGGAUCAAAUCCACAAUCGCGAUAGAGAAGUUUAAACUCCUCGCCGAGAAGGUGGAGGAGAUAGUGGCCAAGAACGCACGCGCCGAGAUCGACUACAGCGACGCUCCGGACGAGUUCCGAGACCCUCUGAUGGACACCCUGAUGACUGACCCCGUGCGGCUGCCCUCCGGCACCAUCAUGGACCGCUCCAUCAUUCUGCGGCACCUGCUCAACUCCCCCACGGACCCCUUCAACCGGCAGGCGCUGACCGAGAGCAUGCUGGAGCCAGUGCCAGAACUGAAAGAACAGAUUCACGCCUGGAUGAGAGAGAAGCAGAACAGUGACCAUUAAACGUCCCUCGCCCACCCUUUGCUUGCAGCAGCCACGGCCAGCGAGGCCAGCAGCAGCAGCAUCGGCGGUGAAAUGCUCUUCAAAUGUGGAGGCCAGACGUGGCGGAGACACCGAGAGCCCACCCAGCGCGACCAAGCGGUGGCCUUCUGCAAGGACAUGAACGAGGAGGAGCCCAAUUCCUGUAUAUAUAUUUAAGUGACAAAACUGGUCAAAAGCGUGAGGGACACACUGAUUGAUUGCUGGUGUAAUGAAGCACGUCCUUCGUAUGUCACCAUUUGGGGCUUUUGCAGCGGAAGUUUUUUAGUGAUUGAUAAUGAAUGGGUUUGGGCAGCAUCCCCUCCAUUUUUUUUUUUUUUUUUUUCUAAAUCCAAUAUCCAUUGAUUUCAUUGUGAUUAGAGAACCUUGGACAUUUUGCUGCUAAAGAAUCUUUCCCCUUCCCUUCCUCUCCUGCCCCUACAUGCACUGCUGUGGAUUUUUUUAAGAGAAACGAAAACAAAAAUAAAUUCCUUUCCCUGGCUCUCCAAACAUAUAUUCUGUGAGAUAACUGUGCCUGCAACAAAGUGUUAAUCCUGGGAUCGUAUUUUUAUAUCAUAUUCACAUAUUUGUUUUUUUAAUUGGUGUUAGAUGACAUGAUUAAUAAAAAAGGCAAGAUAUUUUCAGAA